AUGGUUGUCAUACCACCAAUUCCACAAUUAUCACGAAGUCCAAGUAGUAAUGCUGCAGCGUCUGAUCCUGUUUUGAGUCGUGAGAACAGCCAGGGAAGCCUCUUGAUUCCAGAUGCUUUAUCAUUAGUAUCUGCAUAUCUGAAUCAUCUGAGACGUAACAACUCGCAAACUUCUGGAAAUUCCAUGGGAAAUGAGCAAGAAUGUGGCCCUACUAGAGAGAAUCAGAUCCCAACACAAUCUCUUUUGGAUAGGGUUGUACAAACUAGAAGGCAACUGUUGAUUGGUGAAAUGGCGCAAUGCUUAUCUAACAUCUCAAUGGUGCUUGAGGAUCGUUUAAAUCGUAGAGAUUCAUCAUCACAAAUAUUGCGCCAAGAGAGAGCAACUGAAUCAGAAACCCGCUUGAGUAUUGUAGGGAAUUCACUCAUUCAGCUAGGCCAAAACAUCUCAAGAAUUGGCAUGGGAGAAAGACCUGGGAUUUCUGUUGUUCAUCGCUCACUGAUAGAGAUACCUCAGUCUUCGCUGCAAACAAGUAAUGGAGCAGGAAAUUUACCACUUGUAACUAUCCCAAGAGAUGCUGUGAUAAGAAGUCUUAAUACACUUGAGUUUCUUUGGCCAUCACCGAGAAGUCAACAACAUGUCCGAUUAGCAGGCGGAGCAGUCAAUACCUCCUCUCCUCAACAAAACACAGAGGAGGAGCUUACAGAUUCAGAUUCAGAUUCAGAUUCAGAACGUGAGAUGGAGGAGCUUACAGAUUUAGAUUCAUCAGAUUCAGAACGUGAGAUGAGCGAAUGAAAUUAGUGGUGGCAAAGAGGCAAUCAGAGGUGUAAAGAGAAGCUCUUAUACUUUCCAUUUGGAAACUAUUGUUUUUCACAUUAGAAUACAACAUUGAAAGAGUCUUUCCUUUUGUUUCAUGAUACGUACAACAACACUUUUUUUCUUUUUUAAGUCAAUAGCAACAAACUUUAUCCUUUACU
Molecule: messenger RNA, 974 nt
Organism: Eutrema salsugineum
Lineage: Eukaryota; Viridiplantae; Streptophyta; Magnoliopsida; Brassicales; Brassicaceae
Exons: 10
Coding region: 1-792 (263 amino acids)
Cellular component (GO): BAT3 complex
Molecular function (GO): misfolded protein binding; polyubiquitin modification-dependent protein binding
Source: RefSeq, a predicted model, not a curated record